AUGAAAAUCUCUAAGGAAUCUCUAGUCAGACUAAUCAAGAGACUUGCACCAUUUACUCAAUCAGCAUCGUUUUAUCUAUACAAGGAUGGAAACGUUAGGAGCGAACAAAGCGGUGUUUUACGGGUUAAUUGCUUAGAUUGCCUAGAUCGGACUAAUUCUGUGCAGACAGCCGUUGGUUUAUUGGUUGGCCGAGAUCAAGUUGCUUCGCUUAACUUAGAAUCUGGCAAAGUGAAUGUUUCCCAACGAAUUGAAGAGAUUUUACGGGACCUCUGGCAGAAAAAUGGUGAUCUUUGUAGUAACAUCUAUGCUGGAACGGGAGCACUAGAAGGAAAGAGCAAGUUCAAAGAUGCCUCACGUUCAAUUGCUCGGACUAUACAAAAUAAUCUUAUGGACAGUUCAAAGCAGGAGUCAUUUGAUCUCUUUCUUCGAGGAGCCUGGUACGAUAAACGAAGUUUUGAUAGGGUAGCUAAUUUGUUACCGCUUCCUAUUCUACGAGAUGACUACUACUUUUUCGAAUGUGAAGAUGCUGUGGAACAUGUGCUUAGCCGAAGAAACGAAGUUACUACCGCGAAUCCCAUGAAAAUUUUUAUUGGCACAUGGAACGUUAAUGGAGGCAAGAAUAUGUAUAACAUUGCUUUUCGUAAUCAGUCUAAUAUGGCAGAUUGGAUAUUUCCAAAUGGGACCCUAGUAUCUGUGGAUAAUAUAGAUGACUCUACCGAGAUUGUAGCCAUCGGUGUGGAAGAAUUAGUGGAUCUCAAUGCGUCAAAUCUCAUGAAGGCUAGCAUGGUACUCUAUGCGAUGCGCAAAAUGGGACGCGACAAAAAUGUCUUUUAUGUUGCCAUAAUUCCUCUUACUGGAAUUUGUUUGGACAAUGCGCUUCGAAAUCUUUCGCCUGGUAAUCUUAUCGUACAAAAGCUGCGCGGAUUACGCACAACAAAUCAACGUUUAUGGCUAGAAGGAAUACGACGGGUGCUUCAUGAACAUGGCUCUUAUGUACUUCUUGUUGUUGAACAAUUGGUCGGCGUAUGCUUAUUUAUCUUUGCACGAUCACAUUUGGCCCCUUUUAUAAAAGAUUUUGCUGUUACUUCUAUAAAAACGGGUAUGGGAGGAACAACCGGCAAUAAGGGUUCCGUUGCUUUUCGAAUGGUUGUACAUUCGACCAGUAUGUGUUUUGUAUGUUCUCAUUUCGCUGCCGGACAGAAUGAGGUGGGUGCUGUUUUCAAAUCUAAUUCAAGCCUUUUCAAAAUUUCAUCUUUCGUACGAGAUCGUAAUGAAGAUUUCACUUCUGCA
Messenger RNA from Cylicostephanus goldi, 1290 nucleotides. NCBI's taxonomy places the organism in Eukaryota, Metazoa, Nematoda, Chromadorea, Rhabditida, Strongylidae. The record is from the annotation of a GenBank genome assembly.